AUGCCAUACUUCCCGCCCGGCUCCCGCACACAAGAGCUCGACCCGGCCGACCCGCUUCUCCGUGAGCUCACUGUCCGCAAACUCUCAUUUGCUUCGGUGCCCGGGAGUCCUCGUCUGGAUGGCCUUCUCCUCACGCCUUCAUCACUUGGCUCGAAGCCCCCAGAUGGAUUAAUUUACUAUCUCCAAGGUAAUGCGGGCAACACGCUUGCACGGCUUCCAGUCUUUCGCGAAUUGCUACUCCCGCCAUCGACCGCCAACUCGCCCAAGCUAGGGCUGUUUGCGCUCUCGCCACGGGGAUACUGGACUUCAGGGGGGCCAUUUCCGUUCCCGUUCACUGCGCUAUCGGUGCCGGGACACAGACAUAGCGAGGCGGGGAUCAUAAGGGAUUAUUUGCGGGUGUUGAGGGAGUUGGGUGAUCGAACGGGCCUGGGUGAUGUACCAGUGUGGCUGCACGGUCACUCGCUUGGCGGGGCGGCAGCCGCACAGCUCCUGGCGAGGAUGUGCUCGGACAAGGACGCCGUCGGGACAGGUCGGGCGGCUGGACUGAUCCUCGAGAACCCACUCCCAUCAAUCCCUCAAAUGGUUCAGGUACUCUACCCUUCGAAGUGGCUCCCAUAUCACUAUCUCGGUCGGUUCGCUCGUGAUCGUUGGCUCUCUGCUUCGGCCCUCCAAGCUAUUCCCCCUGACUUACCCCUCCUCUUCAUCCAAAGUGAACACGACGAACUCGUCCCGCCUUCCCUCACUCGACAACUCUAUAACCUUACCCUUAGCAAACGCCUCUUAGAUUCUCCAUCCUCUGAUCCUCUUGUUCAUUACUCUGUUAUCCCCCACGCUUUGCAUGACUCUGCUUUCUCUAAACCUCGCUAUCGACUCUCAAUCCAUCAAUUCAUCACUAGCACAAUGCCUUCCAACAAGUGA
Molecule: messenger RNA, 918 nt
Organism: Puccinia graminis f. sp. tritici CRL 75-36-700-3
Lineage: Eukaryota; Fungi; Basidiomycota; Pucciniomycetes; Pucciniales; Pucciniaceae
Exons: 2
Coding region: 1-918 (305 amino acids)
Cellular component (GO): membrane
Molecular function (GO): palmitoyl-(protein) hydrolase activity
Source: RefSeq, a predicted model, not a curated record